CAACGUAUCGAAAAGUUUUUAAUUUUCAACGCGAAACGUUUCGAGCCAGAUCGGAUGAAUUGAACCCGGACUGAGUUACAUACCGCGGUUUCUCUUCGCCCGAUUCCAUUAGUCGAUAAUUUCACGAGCAAUUGAUUAAUUCAUUGAUGCUUUAGCACUCUACCAUGUUAUCGUGUGAUUGUUUGUUCUCAUCGCAUUAUUUUUCCUCAUACGCUUUCAAUUUCCGUGUCUCUAUCCUAUUGGCGCUUCUUCAAGGUUCUGCAACUUUCACAAAUUGAAUAGUGCCGAGGUUUGGUUCUAAAGUCUUGUGGCCGUUUCUGUCUUCGAGUUAGCUUAUCAAUGGAGGCGGAUUUUGUGACGAAUGAUAUGCUCGCACUCACACACGAUGCUUUUGAUGCCAACGAUAAUGAUGAUGUAGCUAUUGAAGGGGAAAGAUGUGGAAUAUGUAUGGAUAUGGUUAUUGACAGGGGAGUUCUGGAUUGCUGUCAGCACUGGUUCUGCUUUGUAUGCAUUGACAACUGGGCUACCAUCACUAAUCUUUGCCCACUUUGCCAGAAUGAAUUUCAGUUAAUCACUUGUGUUCCAGUAUAUGAUACCAUUGGAAACAACAAAGUUGAAGAUGAUUCACUCCUCAGAGAUGAUGAUGACUGGUCCAUCGAAGGGAAGAAUAACACACUGCAAUUUCCCUCAUACUACAUUGAUGAAAAUGCAGUUAUUUGCUUGGAUGGCGAUGACUGCAAGGUUCGUAAUGGGUUGGCUACUGUUGAAGGAGAUUCUGAUCUUGAUACAUCAAUAGCAUGUGAUUCUUGUGACAUAUGGUAUCAUGCAUUCUGUGUGGGAUUUGAUACCGAAAGUACAUCAGACAGUACAUGGUUAUGCCCCAGAUGUGUAGCAGAUUAUGUUUCUAAGGGAGCAUCUAAUUCAAUGGAGAGGACAACCGUGGAAUGUAAUGCAGACAAUAGUAACAGUGAAUGUCAUGCUAAGGAUUCCUUUUCAGGAAAAGUGUCUGUCUCUGUUGCUGAUACAGGAGAAACAGCUGUUGUUGUCUCGAUGGUUGACAGAACAAAAUGGGUUCCAGCAACAAGUGAGAAAAGCCUAUUGCCUUUAGAAGUUGAUGCGGAUCCAAUGAGUGAAUCAUGUAUUUUAAUGUCUGACAUAAAUGAUCAGCAAAGUGGCGAAAUGAAGACAAUUUCAUUACCGAUCAUGGAAGAAGAACUGGAACUGUCUUUAUCAAACAAUAGUGAUUUAAAGAAAAUUGCCAGUGGAACAAUGAAUGAACCCGGUGGCUUGGAUGGAACCAAGUUAUUUGAUGAGUCCCAUACCAAAACUAGUCCAUCCAGAAUUGAAUCUGAUAUGGGUCUUGAUCUUGGUUUGUCAGUGGGCACUUUUUUACCUGUUGAUAAUGCAGAAAAGAGUGAACCAAAAGAUCAAGAACCUGGUGUCCCAGGCUUGACUUCUGAAGAAUGUUUUUCGAGAGGAGAUGAAAUUGAAGUCAAUGCUUGUAAGGACAAUGCCAGAGUGGUUGGUGGAAAGAGAAAGCAUGCUGAUUACAGUAAUGGGCAAGUUCAUAUAAAGGCUGAGGAUGGAGAUGCCAAGCCUGAACUUCCUGAGGAAGUUGUGCCAAAGAAAAGUAAAGCUACUGACAGCCAAAUGAGUAACACUGAUGACACAGCCAAUGAUCAUCUUUCAGAAAACGGUCCGAAGCACCCUGCUUUAAACGAUUCUCCGACAAAGGCAACUGUUACACCAGAUAUAAUGAAUAUAGUUAAAGGGACAGUCCGAAGGCUUUCCAAGGGACAUACUAGUACUAAUGCUUGUGACCAGUCAUCUGAAAACAAAGGAAAUAUGGCUGGGUUGAGGGUUAAAAAGAUCAUGAAGAGAAAUUCUGAGGAUAGAGAAUCAUCCUUGUUAGUUCAAAAUCUAAGGAAGGAAAUUAGAGAAGCUGUCCGUAACAAAUCCUCUAUAAACUUCGAGGAUAACCAUUUUGAUCCCAAGCUUCUUGAAGCAUUUAGGACUGCUAUAACAGGGCCUAAAACUGAACUUGUAAACAAGUUAUCCCCUGCAGCUAUAAAGGCAAAGAAGUCAAUGUUGCAGAAAGGCAAAGUGCGUGAAAAUUUAACAAAGAAAAUUUUUGGGAAUUCCAAUGGAAGAAGAAAGCGUGCAUGGGAUAGGGACUGUGAAAUUGAGUUCUGGAAAUAUCGUUGCAUGAGAGCUACGAAGCCUGAAAAGAUUGAAACAUUAAAAUCAGUUCUUGAUUUACUAAGAAAAGGUUCGGAUGGUACAGAAUCAAAGCAAGCUUCUGAAUGUCAAACCAAGGAUCCUAUACUUUCUAGGUUGUAUUUAGCGGAUACAUCUGUUUUCCCCCGCAAAGAGGAUGUAAAACCUCUCUCUGUCCUUAAAACUGUGGCUAACUCUGAGCAAACCAAACAAAACAAUCCAUCAGAGAAAGUACCAAAUCCAUCCGGUAACAAUACUAUUAAAGCAACAGAUGUAAACAAUCUCUUAUCAAAGAUGAGUUUUGUGUCAUCUGAAAAAAACGUAGACAAGAAGAUUGUACAUGGCCCAGUUGGCGAUAAUUCAACUUCUGGUAAAAUACGUUUAAACAAUUACUCAGAAAGGACGCCAGUCUCGUCAGUUGGUUCGAAAACUGGCACCAAGGAGUUAGGCCAAAAAUCUGGUUGCAUGAAGAAUGAUAAAAAGAAAUGGGCCUUGGAGGUCCUUGCGAGGAAAACAGCUACAACCAGCGGGGGAAACACAGCAAAUGGAAAUCAGGAAGACAAUGCAGUUUUUAAAGGAAAUUAUCCUUUACUUGCCCAACUGCCAAGUGAUAUGAGACCGGUAUUGGCACCUUCUCGACAUAAUAAAAUUCCUAUAUCAGUUAGGCAGACGCAGCUUUACCGCCUAACCGAGCGCUUAUUGAGGAACACAAAUCUGUCCGUGAUCCGCAGGACUGGCAUUACAGAAUUAGCUGUUGCAGAUGCAAUUAAUAUUGAAAAAGAGGUUGCUGACAGAUCAAAUAGCAAGCUUGUGUAUUUGAACCUUUGUUCACAGGAGCUCUUGCAUCGCACAAAUAACACAAAAUCUGAUGUAGCCACAGAUACAACUCCAACAGCCUCAUCAGCAAUGCUUACUGAUCAACAAUCGGAAAUAAAUACGGAAGAUCUUUCAACUGACCCUGCAGUUGAAACGGCCUUGAAAAAUGCUGGUCUGCUGUCUGACUCCCCACCUAGCAGUCCACAUGAGAACAUAGAAACAUGUAAUGGUGACAUGUCGGGGCCCGAUAAUAUACUUGAACUGGAUUCGAAUCCUGAUCUGGAUAUUUAUGGUGAUUUUGAGUAUGAUUUAGGAGACGAAGAUUAUAUUGGUGCUAGUGUUACACAGGUUUCAAAACCAAAACAAGAGCAAAAUGAGUCAAAAGUGAAACUUGUUUUCUCCACCACGAACUUGAAAAAGUCAGAUAUCGCUUUGGAUUGUGCUGACUGUGAGGGACCUGAAAGAAAUGAAGUGCCAGGAGAGGCCUCCUGCUCGCCGAAUUGUCACAAUGAUGCAGAUCAUAGGGAUAGGGCUUCUGUUUCUUCAGAGCUCCUACCCUCUGAGAGUGCUAUUGAGCCACUUGACAAAGAAUUUGAAGAAUUAUUAUACGGCCCAGACAAAGAACCCCUCAUAAAAAAAUUUCCAGCUGGUGAAUCAAUAUCAUUACAUGGAGAUGGCAAGACAGAAACUCUAAGCGUGGCCAAUGACUACCAUAUUGAUAAACAGCAUGCUUUGGAUAAUAAAGUAAAAGCUUCAGAACAGGGGAAUGAGAAUCUCACAGAAAAAGUUUAUGAUACUACCAUCACCGACCAGUCUUCCAAUAUAUCUGAAGCCGGUGAAAGUUUCCAACGGAAGGAAGAGAAAUCUGAUGUCACUGCUAAGCAGAUUGACUCUGUAAAUCAUAUAACUAAAAAGGUAGAAGCUUACAUCAAGGAGCACAUCAGACCACUGUGCAAGAGUGGAGUAAUCACGGCUGACCAAUACAGGUGGGCUGUUGCAAAAACAACUGAGAAGGUAAUGAAGUAUCAUUGCAAAGCAAAGAAUGCGAAUUUUCUCAUAAAGGAAGGUGAGAAAGUAAAGAAACUUGCAGAGCAGUAUGCCGAAGCAGCCCAACAGAACAAAAAAAAUUGAUUCAUACGGUCAAAGCUUACAAAUGAUCAAAACAUAGAGUACAUUCGCCAAUCCAGGGAGUACAUUCGUCGAUAAGAUGAACCCAUAGGCGCAAAGAUGUAGAUCUGAACGGAAAGUUAUAAAGGUUGCAAUACAAUUGAAACGGAGGAAGAACAAAGGUACGACAUAAAUCCAAAGAAUAUGAGAACGGUUUGCCUUUAAAUCAUAAUGAGAGGUUUCUUAUUGUCAUAUAACAGCAAUACAGUAUGUCUGGAUUGUCGUACUUGUUUAUGGACGUUAAAAGAGAUGUGGGUCAACGUGUAAUCAGUGAGUUGGAUUUUGAUUCUCACCGCCAUGGAUUCUCAGAGAAGUCAAAACACACCUCCAUUGGGUUUCGUUUGAGAAAUUCCAUGUUGAGUACUUGAUUAAGUUUUCGAAUUAUUCGAUCUGUAAAUCCUAAACCCUAGAUACAUUACGACUAAUUAGAACUCAAAAAUAGGUCUCAUGUUCCAACUAGAGUAAUCCAGAGUUUUUAUGGAUUAUAUUAUCUAAAAAGUGUUCUGAGUAAA
This is a messenger RNA of Vigna unguiculata (cowpea), 4712 nucleotides long. Its product is annotated as RING/U-box protein. Lineage: Eukaryota; Viridiplantae; Streptophyta; Magnoliopsida; Fabales; Fabaceae. The record is from RefSeq and is a predicted model, not a curated record. Gene Ontology annotation, biological process: protein ubiquitination. Gene Ontology annotation, molecular function: ubiquitin protein ligase activity.